Messenger RNA from Diachasma alloeum, 1176 nucleotides. RefSeq names its product odorant receptor 46a (gene Or93). The transcript is spliced from 5 exons. Gene Ontology annotation, molecular function: olfactory receptor activity; odorant binding. Gene Ontology annotation, cellular component: plasma membrane. NCBI's taxonomy places the organism in Eukaryota, Metazoa, Arthropoda, Insecta, Hymenoptera, Braconidae. The record is from RefSeq and is a predicted model, not a curated record. Gene Ontology annotation, biological process: sensory perception of smell; detection of chemical stimulus involved in sensory perception of smell. Bases 1 to 1176 code for a protein of 391 amino acids.
AUGGUACUCCUUCGCGAGAAUUUCAUUCAACUUCAGUAUAUCGGUCUCUGGCAGCCGCUCUGCUGGCCAUCCAACGACAUAAAAUCGCGUGUUUACUGGCUGUACACAAUUCACAUACUAGUCAUGAUCCAUUGUUUCACGUUAUCCGAAGCUCUCAGUCUGUUCACUCUCAUCGAGAACAUCGAGGACUUCUCGGAUAAUUGUUUCAUGUUACUGACAAUGUUCGCUGUAUGUGUCAAAGCAGUGGUGACUCUACUCAGGAGAUCGGAGAUCAUAGAUAUUCUCACAGCACUCGAUGUGCACCCGUUCAAGCCGAUGAAUACUGACGAGGAGAGGAUUCAGGAGGAAUUCAACAAGCGAAUCAGAUUCUUUACCUUCUUUUAUGCUGGAGUCGUAGAAUGCUCCGUAUGGAUCAUGAGCAUCUCCGUUUUCUUCCAAGGAAUACCUUUCGGUGUCUUACCUUAUAAAGCAUGGUUACCGUAUGAUUAUUCAAAGUCCACUGUUUACUGGUUGACAUUUUGCGCUCAACUCUUCACUAUCAUUAUUGGGGCGAAUAUUUGCAUUGGCUGUGAUACCGUCAUGCCUGGAUUCUACACAAUAGUGUGCGCUCAAUUCAAUAUUUUGAGAUAUCGAUUGGAAAAGGUGAUCGAUGAAUUUGACGAUGCGAUUGUAUUGAAACCGGAGGAAAUGAUUUUCACGUACAGAGAACAUUGCGAGAAAGGCAUCAUCACUUGUGUUCAGUAUCACAAGGCUAUUUUUGAAAUUGCCAAGAAAAUAAAUUCCAUCUCAAGCAGUAUAAUUUUCGUCCAGUAUCUGGCGAGCUCAAUCAUCAUAUGUCUAAGUAUCUUCAUGUUAUCGCAUAUGCCACUUUUUUCUUCUCAAUUUGUCUAUUUUACUUUGUAUCUGACAUGUAUGAUGUCGCAAAUUUUCUUGCUCUGCGCUUCAGCAAAUGAAGCAACUAUCGAAUGUCAGAACUUGACGACGGGUAUUUAUAAUACGAAAUGGUACAAUCUGAAUCAUCGCGCCAAGAGUUAUCUAGGCCUCGUGAUGGUUCGCACGUUGCGACCAGUCAUUUUCAAGAGCGGUCACAUCAUUGUUCUUUCUCUGAGCUCUUUCAGUAAUCUCCUGAAACACUCAUACUCCGCUUAUAAUGUGCUUCAGCAGAGUUCGAAGUGA